Messenger RNA from Opisthorchis viverrini, 270 nucleotides. RefSeq lists its product as hypothetical. The transcript has a single exon. NCBI's taxonomy places the organism in Eukaryota, Metazoa, Platyhelminthes, Trematoda, Opisthorchiida, Opisthorchiidae. The record is from RefSeq and is a predicted model, not a curated record. Bases 1 to 270 code for a protein of 89 amino acids.
AUGUUCGCUCACGUCGUCCUUCAUACUAUUGCAGAUAUAUCAGCCGAAGUGGAAGUUCGUCCGGGUUCCAUCAUUUUGCGUCCUUACGAGCCGCUCAGACUGGAAUGCAUUUCCCAUAAUCCACUGAUCAGGCCGUCAGCCCGUUUUGGUGAUGGGCGUCCGUUGGAAGAUGAUCCUCGUUUCCAGCUGCGACGAAUUCUGCCCAAUCACAUAGAAAUUCUGUCUACAACUGGGCUAACAGAACGGGAUGGUAAUUUGACGAUAGUGUGA